This is a messenger RNA of Lathyrus sativus (Indian pea), 2736 nucleotides long. The record is from the annotation of a GenBank genome assembly. Lineage: Eukaryota; Viridiplantae; Streptophyta; Magnoliopsida; Fabales; Fabaceae.
AUGGAGUCCCUUCGGUUGAAAACUAACUACCGAUGUGUUCCGGCCCUGCAACAGUUUUACACCGGCGGCCCCUUUGCCGUCUCAUCAGACGGCUCCUUCAUCGUCUGUGCAUGCGGCGAUUCCAUUAAAAUCGUUGAUUCCGCCAACGCAUCCAUCAGGUCCACCCUCGAAGGCGACUCCGAACAAGUCACAGCUUUGGCUCUUGGCCCCAACGAUAAAAUUCUCUUCUCUUCUAGCCACAGCCGCCAAAUCAGAGUUUGGGACUUAUCCACUCUCAAAUGCGUGCGCUCGUGGAAGGGUCAUGAUGGUCCUGUUAUGUGUAUGGCUUGUGAUGCUUCUGGAGGUUUGCUUGCUACUGGUGGAGCUGAUAGGAAGGUCCUUGUUUGGAAUGUUGAUGCUGGAUAUUGCUCGCAUUUCUAUAAAGGUCACGGUGGAGUUGUUUCUUGUGUUAUGUUUCAUCCUGAUCCUGAGAAACAGCUUCUUUUUUCUGGUAGUGAUGACGGGGGUGAUAAUGCAACUGUAAGGGUUUGGGAUAUUUCCAACGCCAAGAGAAAGACCUGCAUUGCAAUCCUAGAUAAUCAUCGCUCUGCAGUGACUUCCAUUGCAGUAUCUGAAGACGGAUGGACACUGCUCAGUGCUGGAAGAGAUAAGAUUGUAACGUUGUGGGAUCUUCAUGAUUAUAGUAGCAAGAAGACUGUCAUCACAAACGAGGCAGUUGAAUCUGUUUGUCCUAUUGGUGCUGGGAGUCCUUUUGCUUCAUCAUUAGAUUCAUAUCGGAAAAAUUCAAAAAAACAUUCUGGUUCCCAAGCAACGCAUUUUGUUACUGUUGGUGAGCGAGGCAUUGUGCGCAUAUGGAGUUCUGAAGGUGCAGUUUGCUUGUUUGAGCAAAAAGCUUCAGAUGUUACAAACAACACAGACGAGGAUGGCUCACGUAGGGGUUUCACUUCUGCUGUUAUGCUUGGCUCGAAUCAAGGAUUGCUUUGUGUGACUGCAGAUCAGCAGUUUUUGUUUUACUCUCUGAACUGGAUUGAAGAGUUGUUGCAAUUAAAUCUUACCAAAAGACUAGUGGGAUAUAAUGAAGAGGUUGUAGAUAUGAAGUUUGUUGGGGAUGAUGAAAAGUUCCUUGCUCUUGCUACAAAUCUUGAACAGGUUCGGGUUUAUGACCUUGCAUCUAUGUCAUGUUCUUAUGUCUUAUCUGGUCAUACUGAAAUAGUUCUAUGCCUUGACACCUGUGUAUCAAGUUCUGGGAGAAACCUAAUUGUGACUGGAAGUAAAGAUAACACUGUUAGGUUAUGGGACUCAGAAAGUACAAGCUGCAUUGGAGUUGGUAAAGGCCACAUGGGAGCUGUUGGAGCCAUUGCAUUUUCAAAAAAAAAGCGGGACUUCUUUGUUAGUGGCAGUAGCGAUCAUACUCUUAAGGUGUGGAGUAUGGAUGGUCUCUUGGACAAUUUGACAGCUCCAAUUAACUUAAAAGCAAAAGCUGUUGUUGCAGCUCACGAUAAAGAUAUCAAUUCUGUAGCUGUUGCUCCAAAUGAUAGUUUAGUAUGUAGUGGUUCUCAGGACCGCACUGCUUGUGUUUGGAGACUUCCAGAUCUAGUAUCAGUAGUUGUAUUUAAAGGGCAUAAAAGAGGAAUCUGGUCUGUAGAGUUUUCGCCUGUUGAUCAAUGUGUAGUAACAGCAUCCGGGGACAAAACAAUAAGGAUAUGGGCUAUAUCUGAUGGCUCGUGUUUGAAGACAUUUGAAGGACACACCUCAAGUGUGUUAAGAGCACUGUUUGUUACUCGUGGAACACAGAUUGUUUCUUGUGGCGCUGAUGGUUUAGUAAAACUAUGGACUGUAAAAUCAAAUGAAUGUGUUGCCACGUAUGACCAUCACGAAGACAAGGUUUGGGCCUUGGCUGUAGGCAGCAAAACAGAGCUGCUUGCAACUGGUGGUAGCGAUGCUGUUGUCAAUCUGUGGCUCGAUUCCACUGCAGCUGAUAAAGAAGAAGCUUUUCGUAAAGAGGAAGAGGGGGUUUUGAAAGGCCAAGAGCUAGAGAAUGCCCUGUCAGAUGCUGACUAUACCAAGGCAGUCCAAAUUGCAUUUGAAUUGCGCAGACCCCAUAAACUUUUGGAGUUAUUUGCAGAACUUUGCAGAAAGAAAGGAGCUGAAGAUCAUGUUGACAGAGCACUUAAGGCCUUUGGCAAUGAAGAGCUUCGUUUAUUAUUUAACUAUAUUCGAGAAUGGAAUACAAAACCAAAGCUCUGUUAUGUCUCACAGUUCGUGCUUUUCAGAGUUUUCAACAUCUUUCCUCCAACCGAUAUUGUUCAGAUUAAAGGGAUCGGGGAACUGCUCGAAGGUCUUAUACCAUAUAGUCAGAGGCACUUUGGCAGAAUAGAUAGACUUGUAAGAAGCACAUUUUUGUUAGACUUCAUUCUAUCAGGAAUGUCAGUUAUUGAACCAGAGACCCAUCAGACGGAAUCAAAGGACGAGUUUCCAUUACGAUCUGAAAUCGAUGCUCCAGAUCAAGAAAAUGGGAAAGAGCAGAAAGAUUACACUAUUGAAAAUAAUACAGCUUCAAAGAAAAGGAAAUCACACAAAUCUAGACAUGAAAAUGGGAUCGAGGAAAAGGAUCAGAUUCUUGAAAAUGAUACAGCUUCAAAGAAGAGAAAAUCAAACAAAUCAAAACAUGGUUCCCAGAAGAAAGUCAAGGAUGUUGCUUACAACAAAAUUGAACCUAUUCAAUUACAAGCAUAA